This is a messenger RNA of Leishmania mexicana MHOM/GT/2001/U1103, 1440 nucleotides long. RefSeq lists its product as hypothetical. The transcript has a single exon. The coding region runs from base 1 to 1440 and encodes 479 amino acids. NCBI's taxonomy places the organism in Eukaryota, Euglenozoa, Kinetoplastea, Trypanosomatida, Trypanosomatidae. The record is from RefSeq and is a predicted model, not a curated record.
AUGGAAUCGAAGGCCAGCCUCCCAUCACACUAUGAAUGCCUUGGUGUAGACCCAUCCAUCAACUCCGUGGACUUGGCGCGGCAAUACAAGAAGCUGUCACUGCAACUGCAUCCAGACCGGGCAGUCUAUCGGGACGACGCCGGCAAUGAGAUGCACGUGCAGGCACGCUAUCAGCGCAUCACGGAGGCCUACGCGGUUCUGUCAGACCCAAAGAAACGUAGCGCAUACGACGCAAAGCACGGUGUAAACUUUCAAUCGCGCCUGGCGCGCUUGCAGACCGCCAUUGGUCAGCACAACACCAUGGCGAUGCAGCGCACCGCGAUGGGCCGUAAGACGGCCGAUUCGGCCUUUACAUCCUCUCCCACGACUGAUGAGCAUGGCGCGCAGCACCUGCAUGCUGCACCGCACAAGGUUUCUGCAGAGCGCACGGGUGACGAUGACGACGAUGAGGACUAUGACCCAAACGACGUCUGCGUCCCGCCACGUGGCGCGCCGCAUCAAGCCAGCUCAAGUAGCCUGCAUAGCGACGAUAGCUGUGAUGCACAUGGAGAGGGCAACUAUAUCGCCCGUCUGUUCAGCUUACAGCUGCGCGUCGGUGCUGAGGAGGCGCCAAAGACACGCAACGGGGUGCCCGUGGCGCACUACCAGACUAUCACGCUUACCCGUGCGUUCAGCUCACCAGCAUCGCCCUACGCCGGCACGUGGGGUCUCGUCUUCGAAAAGAACGAACUCGUGGGCCUCGAUGACGAAUACCCGGAGGAACUGGAGCGCAUCACCGGCCUCGCUGCCGUCCCGUUCCCGUCUGUGGUGCAGCAGAUCAACGACACAAUGGUGCUACCGACGACAGACGUGCCGCGACUGCUCUCUCGGCUCCACGAAGCAGAGUGCACACGGAGAUCAGUGGUGAGCCCCGUCACAGGCCAAACUGCGUCGACCACUAAUGGCGCACGCUCGGGCGAGUGUGAACAGUUGGGUGAGGUGCAUGUGGAGGCCCCGACAGACCUUUCACCGUUCCCCUCGACGGAACACCUCCACUUGGUCUUGGCCUAUAGCAUCGUGGCAUACGAUCUCGUUGGUGAGGUACACUUGCUGGGCGAUGAUGAGGUGAUCAGCCGUUUGGUGCCGUCGUGGUGCGUUGCCCCACAACUGAGCCCGCUCAUGCCGGAUGCGGCCGUCCUGUCUGUAAACAACACCCAUGUCCGCUCCGCAGCGGAGCUGCGGGCGGCCGUGCGGGCGGCGGUGCUCGAUGGAGAGGACGAGGACACCAUGCAGGCGGUGAAGCGAGCUCGCACAUCGCGCGCUGUUGUUGUGGAAUUUUGCCAGCUUCCGUUUCUGUGCUCGGGUUCGUCGCUUGACGAUGUCUCCCGAUCCCCACCACCACCACACCUAGACUUGACGGAUGAAACACCGCGAGCCUCGCACGCCUCCCUUCUCUUCUGA